Molecule: messenger RNA, 1736 nt
Organism: Limulus polyphemus (Atlantic horseshoe crab)
Lineage: Eukaryota; Metazoa; Arthropoda; Merostomata; Xiphosura; Limulidae
Product: PI-PLC X domain-containing protein 3-like
Exons: 3
Coding region: 1-1059 (352 amino acids)
Biological process (GO): lipid metabolic process
Molecular function (GO): phosphoric diester hydrolase activity
Source: RefSeq, a predicted model, not a curated record
AUGGCGAACCGUGGAAACAUUGAGGUGGUGGUUCCAGAUGCGAUAGUUGAAAUACAGCAAAUUAACUCCUUAAAUCAAAGUCAGGUUAUAGAUUUAAAACAGUGGAUGCAGAAUUUACCACAAAGACUCCAUAAUGUUCCGCUCAAUUGUAUUUCUAUUCCUGGAUCUCAUGACUCUGGAGCUUAUUCAGUCAGUUCACUGAAAGAUUAUGCACCAGAUGGGCGUUUUCUAUUCAACUCUCGUGUGGGCCAACUUUUGGGUUCAGCAGCCAAAAAAGUAAUGUGUGACUGGAUGAGAACUCAAGACUUGAACUGUAAGGAACAGUUAGAAAAUGGAAUUCGAUAUUUUGAUUUUAGAGUUGCAACAAAGCAUGAAAGUUCUGAUUUUUUUAUUGUUCAUGGAUUGUAUGGAGAUUCCAUGGGCACUAUACUGGACAGCAUCAAAGAGUUUCUUGAUUUAAAUUCGAAAGAGAUAGUAUUGCUUCAUUUUCAGCAUCUUUAUGUUAUAUCGAAUGAUGACCAUCACAGAUUACUACAGCAGAUUACAGACGUUUUUGGAUCCAAAAUUUGUCCUGUGGUACGUAAGGUAGAAGAGGUGACUUUAUCGUGGAUGUGGAGUCAACAAUACCAAGUUUUAGUGUUUUAUGUAAAUGAUAUCGCCAAUUAUCACCCAUUUCUCUGGACAAAAGAAUUCAUCACUAAUCCUUGGCCAAAGGUUAUAAAAGGUGAUGAAUUGAUACAGUUUCUGACUGAACAGCAUAAGCAGGAGAAACCCCUCAGAAAGUUUGUGGUCAGUCAGGGUGUCCUUACACCUUCAGCCUCUUUCAUCAUGAGACAUCCACUUUCCAAAUUCCGAGAUCUUGCAGAGUGUGCUCACUUGGCUCUUCAGGAGUGGUUGAAAGGGAAACAAGAUUUGAAUAUUGUCAUUUCUGACUUUGUGGACAUGAAAGAUUGCUGGUUUCCACGCAUGGUAGUAGGAUUGAAUUACAGUAGGUCUAAUCAUAGUGAAGAAGUAAAUGGUAAAGGCCCAAGGCUGCUUUCAACCAUUAGGGCACCUUAGAUGCUAAUACAUCAUCAAUGAUUAUCAUGCAGACUUACCUGAUGACACCAAUCUCCUCCCCAAGUGACCAUCCCUAAUUUAGCAGUGAAAGACUAGAGGGAGGGCAGCUAAUCAACACCACCAACUCUUUUACCACUGAAUUGUGGGAUUGACUGUCACAUUACAAUGCCCCCACAGCCGAAAGGGUGAACACGUUCGCUGACAGGAAUUCGAACCCACAACCUAACAACUAGGUUGUGCCAGGGCUGUAUACAAGCUUAGAUGUAUUUAUUUAGAUGAAAAUAAUUAUUGUUUGUGCACAAAUGUAACGUUUUAUAGUCAGAUUGUAUUGAGAAAAAAAUAAGUUUUGACUAUAAAAGUCUCUGAUAUAGAAGAGAAUUUUACAUAAUAUGUAGUACUCUAGAAUAUAUAGCAAGCAAACACUAACUAGCUUUUAUUAACUAUACUAAUUUUUAGUUACCUGCACUUAUUUUUUAAAAGUCCAAUUUAAAUAUCUUGUACAAACCAAUUAAAACAAAAUAACUACAGUGAUCGAACUGAGUCUGAACAGUUUCACUUUUUAGGGUUCAGAAAAAUGUUUUAAAAUAACUAGUAAUCUGAUCUAUUAUAUCAAUGUACCUAUUUAUUUGAUAUUGUAAUACAGAGUAAGAGUUUAGAUAUUUGUGUUUUAACCUGUU